AUGACCCCCUCGCCGCCGCCUGGCAGCCCUUUCGGCCUCGGCCUCGGCCCCGGGCUGCCCCUGGUCCUGCCGCUGUUGCUGCUGUUGCUACCGUCGGCGUCAGGCUUGGCCCAGGUGCCACCUCCGCAACCCCCAGCCCCGAGGAGGCCCCCCGUGGUGAUCGUACCUGGUGACUUGGGAAACCAGCUGGAAGCUAAGCUAAACAAACCUACGGUAGUCCAUUACCUUUGCUCCAAGAAGACAGACAGUUAUUUUACCCUCUGGUUGAAUUUAGAGCUGCUUCUUCCUGUCAUCAUCGACUGUUGGAUUGAUAACAUCAGGUUGAUAUAUAAUAGAACCACUAGGACAACCCAGUUCCCAGAUGGUGUGGAUGUGAAGGUUCCUGGCUUUGGAGACACCUUCUCUGUGGAAUACCUUGACCCUAAUAAAGCUUCUGUUGGAGCAUAUUUCUUCACUAUGGUAGAGAGCCUAGUGGGCUGGGGCUACAGGAGAGGAGAAGAUGUUCGAGGAGCUCCCUACGACUGGCGUAGAGCCCCAAAUGAAAAUGGAUACUAUUUCCAUGCCCUCCGAAAGAUGAUUGAGGAGAUGUAUGAGCAGUAUGGUGGCCCUGUUGUCCUCAUCGCCCAUAGCAUGGGCAAUAUGUAUACACUAUACUUCCUCAACCAGCAGUCGCAGGACUGGAAAGACAAGUACAUCCAUUCCUUUGUGGGGAUGGGCGCUCCCUGGGGGGGAGUGGCCAAGACCCUUCGAGUCUUGGCUUCAGGAGACAACAACAGAAUUUCUGUCAUCAGUCCUCUGAAAAUCAGAGAGCAACAGAGAUCCGCCGUCUCCACUAAUUGGCUGCUUCCCUACAAUUAUACUUGGUCGUCAGAAAAGGUCUUCGUGAGAACCCCCAAAGCCAACUACACCCUCCGGGAUUACGAGAAAUUCUAUAAGGAUAUUGGCUUUGAGGAUGGCUGGUUCAUGAGACAAGACACGGAGCAUUUGGUCUAUCAGAUGACACCCCCUGGAGUACGGCUACACUGCCUCUAUGGCACUGGGGUCCAGACCCCGGACUCUUUCUAUUAUGAAAACUUUCCUGAUCGAGACCCCAAGAUCUUCUAUGGAGAUGGGGAUGGCACAGUGAACUUGGAAAGCUCCCUGUACUGCCAAAAGUGGGCAAACCAGCAGAAGCAAGAGGUCACCCUGCUAGAGCUUAUGGGGAACGAACACAUUCAAAUGCUCUCAAAUGAGACAGCUCUUUCCUACUUGAAAAAUGUUCUCUUUGGUUUGUGAUGCUGUGUCCCAACAGC
Messenger RNA from Gracilinanus agilis (Agile Gracile Mouse Opossum), 1292 nucleotides. RefSeq names its product phospholipase A2 group XV (gene PLA2G15). The coding region runs from base 1 to 1275 and encodes 424 amino acids. The record is from RefSeq and is a predicted model, not a curated record. Gene Ontology annotation, biological process: phosphatidylcholine metabolic process; ceramide metabolic process. NCBI's taxonomy places the organism in Eukaryota, Metazoa, Chordata, Mammalia, Didelphimorphia, Didelphidae. The transcript has 6 exons. Gene Ontology annotation, cellular component: lysosome.